Molecule: messenger RNA, 2000 nt
Organism: Tripterygium wilfordii
Lineage: Eukaryota; Viridiplantae; Streptophyta; Magnoliopsida; Celastrales; Celastraceae
Product: UDP-glycosyltransferase 88B1-like
Exons: 1
Coding region: 352-1821 (489 amino acids)
Molecular function (GO): UDP-glycosyltransferase activity
Source: RefSeq, a predicted model, not a curated record
CUCAAAUUCUUACCCUCUUACCAAACGCACCCUUAUGGUGAAUUUGGUUAUUUUACACAAAGGAGAAUAAAGUGUGGAAUGAGUUAGAGAUUCCACGCUCCAAAAAUCCAACAAAACAAGGGAAUCACCUCUCACCCUCAUUCAACCAAAUGUCCCUUAAAUAUAUUUCAUAUCACCAACUCGCCCAUUAACCCCGGCCGGCGGCCCCCACUACAUUAUCUUCCACAGUUCCACUGCCUCCAAACCAUUUCUCUCUUGUUGCAUGUUUGCCACCAGUCACCGUCGUAUUAUAAAAUAAAGUUGGGAGUUGGGAGUUGGGACCGGCUCUUUCACUCUUAUGUGUGUAUAUAUAUGCAUAUACAUUCGGACAUCGGAAUUAUUCACGGAGUCGCAAUGGAAGCCAUAGUUCUGUAUCCAUCUCCAGGGAUGGGCCACCUGGGCUCCAUGGUGGAGCUGGGCAAGCUCAUACUCACUCACCACCCGUCCUUCACCAUCAAUAUACUUUUAACCACGGCUCCAUACUUCACUGGCUCUACUGCGGAGUAUAUCGCUGACAUCUCCGCCACUGCCCCUUCCAUCAUAUUCCACCACCUCCCAUCUAUCUCUUUACCUUUAGAACCCGCCUCCUACUCUUCGGCGGAAGCCCUCAUGUUCGAUCUUAUUCGGCUCAACAACCUUCAUGUCCAUAGUGCUCUUCAAUCAAUUUCUACCUCCUCCACCAUUCAUGCCUUCGUUAUUGACUUAUUCUGUGCUGCUGCUCUUGAUGUCGCAAUCAAACUUGAUGUCCCGAUUUACCAUUUCUUUACUUCAGGUGCAAGUUGUCUUGCUUUAUUUCUUUACCUUCCGGAAAUUGCCCGAAAUACUAUCAAAAGUUUCAAGGACCUCGAAACUACGGUGAGCCUUCCAUGCUUGCCGCCGAUUCCUCUGUCCCACAUGCCAGUGCCGAUACUGGAAAGAGGAACUGUGGAAUAUGUCGGGGUCAUUGAUUGCAUGGCUAAGUUGGCGAAAUCAGCAGGAAUCAUCGCUAACACGUUUGAAUCUCUUGAGCCAAAAGCUGUGAAAGCAUUGGCAGAUGGGGUUUGUGUCCCGGAUGGUCCAACACCGCCGGUUUUCUGCAUCGGACCACUCAUUGCCACAAACCGUCAAACAGGUGGUGAUCGUGAUGAUAAGGUCCCCGAAUGCUUAACUUGGCUUGACAAGCAACCGAGUGGAAGCGUUGUGUUUCUGUGCUUUGGUAGUACAGGUUUGCUUUCUAAGGAACAGCUGAGGGAAAUCGCUACUGGGUUAGAGAAAAGUAGCCAAAGAUUCUUGUGGAUUGUGCGCAAUCCACCUUCCGAGGAUAAGAGCCAGAGUUUCCUAGCUCGAUCAGACCCGGAUCUAAAGUUCUUGCUACCGGAUGGUUUCUUGGAUCGCACAAAGGACAGAGGACUAGUAGUCAAGCUGUGGGCACCGCAGGUAGCAGUGUUGAAUCAUGAUUCAAUUGGAGGGUUUGUGACUCAUUGUGGUUGGAACUCAGUACUCGAAUCGCUUUGCGCUGGCAAGCCAAUGGUGGCAUGGCCACUCUAUGCAGAGCAAAAGAUUAACAAGGCAUUGUUGGUGGAAGAGUUCAAGUUGUCUUUACCCAUCAACGAGUCAGAGAAUGGGAUUGUGAGAGCAGACGAGGUGGAGAAGCGAGUUAGAGAGCUAAUGGAAUCGGAGAAAGGUAAUUCAGUGAGGCAACGAAUUGUUGCAGAGAGAAAUGAAGCAAUGAAGGCGAUGGGAGAGGGCGGAACGUCCAGGGUAGCGUUGGCCAAGUUGGUCGAAUUAUCGAAAAAAGUAUGAGUUGAAGAACAGUGCGCUUACGUUUGUAGUGGUGUCAGGUAUGAAUUCGAAAUCAAAAUAUUCGCAUUUACGUGUGUGAACCUACGACCAUAAUAAAGUAGCCAAACAAAAUCAUAUCUGAGCUUUGACUAGUUCAACAUUUAUUGAUUAUAAUAUAUAUAUAAUAUAAGAUUUUGAAA